Messenger RNA from Didymodactylos carnosus, 2503 nucleotides. Lineage: Eukaryota; Metazoa; Rotifera; Eurotatoria; Philodinida; Philodinidae. The record is from the annotation of a GenBank genome assembly.
UAAACUUAAAAGGUUUUCUGCACACCCUCUGCAGACCCCAAGGAGGUUGGAAGUAUUUCUGAUCGAUUCGUUAUAAUAGAUUAUCUAUACACUAUCAAUUUUAUUACCCGUAGACCACUUUUUUUGUGUUGUCACAGUUGACUGCUAUCUGGCGACAUCUGCCUCCGAUCCACAGAAAACGGUUGCUGAGCUGCUCACUUCUUUGCAUCAGUAAAUAUUUCAGAUGAUCUCUUUGAAUAUUUUCUCUCUUAUUUAAAAAAACUUUUUUCUACUGUUGUCUUUUGUGAUUCGCUUAUCCAUAGAAUAUCUGACAGUCAUUUUUCCGUAUUUUGCGCACACACACACACACACACACACACAGACAACCGUUUUGUAAGACCCUAGACUAAAGUCAAGGGAAAAAACAGAAUUUUUUGCUGUCUGUAUAAGUAGGAUUAUAACUUUUUGAGAAGCAUUUUUAAUUGUUUAAAAUGGUAGUUUUAAUUGUAUAUAUGAUGAUCAUGACGAUUUUUUGAUGGGCGCAUCAUGCAGUUUAUUUUAACAAAACAUCUAGAUAAGUUGAAUGUAAAUAAACAGCGCAAAAUUCUAUAGUCAACAUAAAAAAUGGAAAAAAUGUGUUAAAUGUGCUUAACUUUUGCGACUAGCUUAUAUUACGUCGACCUUAUUUAACGCGAUCUUGCCCUUUGAACGAUGCUCGAUUGUGUUGACCAGUAAAAUUUCGAUGUGCAAUACUGUUGCAACAUCGCAUGUUAUCUAGUCGCAAUAGGUGAAGAAAUCCAAUUUUAUUUUCAUUAUGGAAUUAGCACAGGAGGACAAUAGUAUCAAAUAUACUUAGUCUGAAAGUUCAAAAAACCUCUUAUUUGUGACUUCCAACAUGCUUCCUUUAUGUUUUGCUUUUGCAGAACGGUUAAAAUGAAUAGAUAUGUUUUCAAGGUCAAAAAUAAGCUUUCCGUAAAAUCAAUAUAAGUUUAAAUUCAAGUUAUUCAUAUUUUAGAUGGAUACUUUUCUUUCUGUAUUAUCAUUCAUCUUAAGAAUAAUUCGUGUCAUUAUAUAUGUAUUUGUUCGUCUGGGCUACCAUCUACUAUAUGGCAAUCAAAAGUUCAAACUACCGCCAAUUACAAAUAAUAUAUUAAUGCAACCAGCUCAUGUUCUAGCUAAAAGAAUUCGAAUGCGAGAAGUAUAAAAUUAUGAAAUGUCAAAAAUGUGUGACCUAUCAUUUAUUUUAUUGGUGUCUAUUUAGAUUAAAUCUUAUCAAGUUUGUUCUGUUUACAUAGAGCGAAUUAAAGCUAUACAACCAUUUUUGAAUGUUUAUAUUGACGAACGAUUUGAGCAAGCGCUCGUUGAAGCUUAUGAGAUAGAUCGUAUCUUGGAUAGUGGUAAAUUUCUUGAACAAUAUAGUGUAGAAAAGGCACCGUUUCUUGGAGUACCAUUUGCAAUAAAAGAAUCAAUGCAAUUUAAAGGAUUUCACAAUUCAACGGAAUUGUCGGUGGAAGCUCAGUGGUGUGUUCGUUUUUCUUAUUUGAAAGGUGGUUGCGGUUGUAUUGUAUCUGCUGCUGGAGUUCCAUUUGCAAUUGGAAGUGAUAUUGGAGGCUCAAUACGUUUACCAUCAUUUAUGAAUGGUAUAUUUGGACAUAAAACAACACCAGAUAUAGUUCCAAAUGAUUGUCAAUAUCCACCUCACAAAGACUUUCAUCAAAAAUAUUUACUAGCUACGGGACCCAUGUGUCGUUAUGCAUCAGACUUACAUCCAAUGCUCAAAGCACUUGGCCAAGAACAUAUUUCACAAAAACUACCUAAUUUUAAUACGCCUGUCGAUCUAUCUAAAUUACGUUACUUUUACAUUGAUGAUAUUGAUGCCUACUUUGUAAAUAAAAUAAGCAAAGAACAGAAACAAGCACACCGAAGAGUUGUGGAUCAUUUUGAACGUAAAUACAAUGUACAUGUAACUCGUCUACGUUUGACUCGUUUACGUUAUGCCGUAUCAUUAUGGAGUUCGAUGAUGGUUGACGGUCAAUUACAAACACGUGAUUUCGGUUUAACAUUAAACAAUCGACAGGAUUAUAUAAAUGGUUAUCAUGAACUUUUAAAAAAAUUCUUAUUUCGAUCAACUCAUACACUUCCAGCUAUUGGCUUAGCCAUUUUAGAAUGUAUACCAAAUCGAUAUAAUCAACGUUUUCAUAUAAUGGCGCAUAAGUUUUAUGAAGAAAUUCAGUCAAUGUUACAAGAUAAUGGCGUUCUCUUUUUUCCCUCUUUUCCACAUUCUGCACCCGAACAUUGUUGGCCGUUGUUAUUGAAUACAUUUGAUUAUAUCUAUUGUGGAAUUAUAAAUGCGUUGGGUUUACCAUCGACACAAUGUCCAUUAGGAUUAGAUUCAAAACAAUUACCGUUAGGUAUACAAGUGGUUGCUGGGAGAUAUCAAGAUCAUCUAACUAUUGCAUGUGCUCAGGAAAUUGAAAAUGCCAUCGGUGGAUGGAUUCCACCAUCUCCUGUAGCUUAUAUUUAG